AUGACGGAUUCUGUUGUCGUGGAAGGAUACGCCAGACUCAGAGAUGGAAAAAAGUGGAAAACUAGGUGGCUCGUCCUUCGCAAGCCGUCGCCUGUAGCAGACUGCCUAGUGCUGCUGGUUUUUAAAGACAAGUCCGACAAAGCCCAGGGCAACAAGGAAAGGGCCAGUGUCACCUUGGAGGAGAUUUGCGGCCUGGAAACAGGACAGUGGUAUGAGGGUGUGGCUUUUACUCUGGCCAUCCUCUGCCUGAACCAGACUGCUCUACUGGGCUUCGACAGCAAGGAGACCCUGCAGGCGUGGGAUGCCCGCCUGAGAUACAGCCUCGGAGAAGUUCACAGAUUUAGUGUUGGAAUCUUACCAGGGACCAAGUUGGAGAUUGGACCUGCCACUCUUCAUUUGUGCAACAACUUACUGGCUCUUGCCCGCGAUGUCCCCCCUGUUAUCAUUGGCCACUGGAACCUUCCAGACCUGCGCAGAUAUGGACCUGUACCAAACGGCUUUGUGUUUGAGGGAGGAACAAGAUGUGGUUACUGGGCUGGUGUUUUUCUGCUUGCAUCUGCUGAGAGCGAGCAGAUCAGCUUUCUGUUCGACUGUAUCGUCAGAGGCAUCUCCCCCACCAGAGGCCCUUUUGGACUGCGGCCAGUUUUGCCAGAUCCGAGUGCCAGUCAGGCUAAUACGGAGGAGAGAUUGAACCACGAAGCACAGGAGCUGGAGAAACGACUGAGCAUGCUCUCUCACAGGAGCAGCACAGUCUCAUCCACCUACUGCCCGUCUGCUGGGGGAGAUGACCGCAGCAUAUCCGGUUCCUCCGACGCCUCUGACACCAGCCAAUCAGACUGCAGUAUUGGCAGCCGGCUAGUCAUUUGGACUGAACCGGCCUCAACCCCAUCUGAAAACCUCAGCCACGUGGGCGCUAAAGUGGCACUACAGAGCGUGGAGAAGCUCUCCAUCAACCAGGGAGGCGGAAACCGGCCCUUAGCCAAGGCGCCCCGGCAGCUACAGGAAAUCGGCCGUCAGAGCUCAUCCGACAGCGGCAUUGCCACCGCCAGCCAUUCCUCUUACUCUGGAAGUUUCUCCUCCUACACAGGCAGCCUGGAUAUUACCCCCGGAGAGGAAUUUGGGUCUGUUUUCAGCUUGCCCCCACACUUGGCUCAAGAAUUGAGCCCUUGUACUUGCACCUCUGUUCCAGGACAUGAAUACCAGGUGCCGACAUCAGUUAGAUAUCUGUAUGACACUCCCAAGAGUCUGUUACAGGAGGGAAGUGGGGGUGCCAAAGACAAUGAACCCUCCACAUUAACUAAGACCACCCCUGCUCCUUCAGAGUCUUUGAAGGGGGAUAAAAGCAGUGCCAUGACUUGUGAGGGUCACUUAGAAACUCAUGUUAGACAGUCUAUGAGUGAACACUUACAAGGCCCCUCUGAGGAGAGCAAGAAAACCAAGGUGGCGCCCUCUAGUGACAGUCAACAUCCUGACUCCUGUCACAUCUGGAGCUCUCUCACAUCCGUCUCCAAAACAAUCGUGGCCAUUUGUUCAGUGUGUGGUGGAUUUAAGAACAUCAUAUUUUCAACUCCAGCAGAUCAAAGUGUUGACAAAUCACCAUGCAGAACCAUCACUGGCAGUGAAUACAAUAUUGCAGUAAAGACAAUUCUGGAGAAAUCCUGGGGCUCUGAGAAGCAAACGCUGAAGAACAGUGAGGAAUCACUGUUGCCAAAAAAAGGAAGAGAGAAAUUAGCCAGUCUCUUAGCUGAUCUGCUCGGCUAUCCAAGAGUGGGUAGAGAGCCAGAGGCAAAGUCUAACUCACUGAACUUGUAUGAGUCAAUGAGCCCUGCAUUUGGAAAUGAGCUCAAAUCGGCACCAACUGCCACACGAUUACAAGAUUCCCAGCAAGACAAAAGAGCUGUCAUUUAUGAAAACUGUUUAAAGUGUAUAAGAGAGCACUGUCACCCUCCUCCACGGGUCCUACCUGUUGAAAUGUACCGCAACAGAAACAUUUCCACCAUACAAACCUUUCUAACUGGGCUGCACCCGAAGACAAGUCAACAACAUGAAGGCGCUGCUAAUGAGGAGCUGCGAUAUCAAGCUCACGGUCAUGGAUCACAGAGCGUGGACGGGCCGUGUCAGUAUGAGGAGAUGAAUGGUCAGACAGUGACCAGUGAAGACAAAAGGCUUAAUAGUAAAGAGGAAAGACGCAGAGUUGAUCCUGCUUAUGAGAUCAUGGAGAGUCGGGCACCGGAGAGAAACGCAGAGGCAGAAGAGAAAAGCAAGUAUGAGCUAAUGGUCAACUGUGGUCAGCAGAGGUUCCUUCAAGAGACUGAAGGAGCAGUGUUCGUUUUCCCCCCGGAGGCACCUACACUUCCUGAAAGGCCUCGCGGCGACGGUGUGACAUACGUAAAUAUUCCUGUUAGUCCCACAUCCAAGAAGCAGCUCAACUACAUGGAGCUGGAGCUGCAGGAGCCAGGCACACGAGGGACUAGCUCUACUAAAUACGCCCAGAUUGACAUCACUGCCACAGAAACGGCCCACAAAGUCGGUACACAGCAUGCGCUGGGUCGGCAGGAGGGUCUCCACACUCUGGAGCAGAGAAGAAAGGGGACGCCGCAUUGA
This is a messenger RNA of Scomber scombrus (Atlantic mackerel), 2604 nucleotides long. RefSeq names its product protein Dok-7-like. The record is from RefSeq and is a predicted model, not a curated record. Gene Ontology annotation, molecular function: protein kinase binding. The coding region runs from base 1 to 2604 and encodes 867 amino acids. Lineage: Eukaryota; Metazoa; Chordata; Actinopteri; Scombriformes; Scombridae. Gene Ontology annotation, biological process: positive regulation of protein tyrosine kinase activity; neuromuscular junction development. The transcript has 12 exons.